GAAAGCAAGGACUACCUGAAAUUAGAGAAGCCAAUGUUCAUACCGCUGGGGUGUAAACUACCCAAGCAAAUAUGAGGUGCUGCACCUCCAAUAUGCCAGAGUGAGGCCCAGGACAGAAAGGUCGGAUUCGGAAUGGGAAGGGGAGUUGAAGUGUUGAGCCACCGGGAGAUCAGUUUGGUUAUUGCGAGUUGAGUGGAGGUGUUGUGCGAAGCUAUCGCCAAGCCUGUGCUUGUCUCACCGAGGUUGAUCAUAUGCUGAAUAAUCCAACCAUAUUUUUGUUUGGAAGUGCAUGCAAGAGCUAAAAGCAUCCUGUGCAAAGAUGGAUGGAAUUCCAGGAAGUGUAGACAGUCAGGUCAAAGAAUUGGUCAGUUUGCUGGUUUUUGGGGGCAAGCAAACUUCACCCGAGUCCUUCAAGGAAUGGCUGUCUUCUCAAUUUGCAAGUCACAGUGAACUUCAGAUCCUUUUGAAAGAUUUGGAAAUGAAAAUCCUUACAAAUCUUACUCGACACUGGAUCGAGACAAAACAACUGCCAGAUGCACAGGUAGCUGCUUGUGCAGUGAACAAUGCAGGGAUCAGUGGCAUUUCAGAGGAGCAAGUACAUGUAAUAUUUGGCAAUGCUUUAAAACUGUACAGUGAAGAUAGGACUGGAAUGGUGGAUUUUGCUUUGGAAUCUGGAGGUGGUAGCAUCUUGAGCACACUUUGUUCUGAAACCUAUGAGACUGCAACAGCCGUGAUGAGUCUUUUUGGAGUUCCACUUUGGUAUUUCUCUCAGUCUCCUUGUGUAAUAAUUCAGCCAGAUAUUCAUCCUGGAAACUGCUGGGCAUUCAAAGGAUUCCAAGGUUAUUUGGUUAUUCGGCUUUCUGUGGAGAUCUAUCCUUUUACUUUCACUCUGGAGCAUGUACCAAAGUCUCUUUCACCAGCGGGCAAUAUUAGCAGCGCACCCAAAGAUUUCAGUGUUUACGGUCUAGAGGAUGAGUAUCAAGAGGAAGGUGCAGUCUUUGGAAAAUACACAUAUGACCAGGAUGGAGAAGCAAUACAGACUUUCUUCAUCGGGGAGAAAAGCUUGAAGAAAUACCAAAUAAUUGAACUCCGAAUAUUCUCCAACUGGGGACAUCCGGGGUAUACAUGUCUCUAGCGGUUCAGAGUACACAGUGACCUUGUGAAUCAGUGAAAUGUCGAUUGUGCUCGUAUUGUAAAAAAGAUUGUGUAUAUACUGGAAGGUUCGGGGCUAUGUUCUGGACUCUGGAAUUUGUUCUUGGGAACUGUGGCAUGAAUAACGCAUAUUGUUGAAUCGCCUACUAUCGGAUGCUUUCCAAAAACUGCCAGCUGUACUGUUAACGGCUUUGUCAUCUUUUUUAGAGCAUUUCUUUGUCUCAAUUUUAUUUUGGUGAAAGUCUGGUGUUUGUGUCGUGAAACAGCAGUAUCGAAUGCCUUUCUAUUUGGAAAGGGGGUGCGGGAUGGAACUUGUACAGAGCAUUUUUAUUAGAUAUUGGAUAAUGCUUAUUUGUAUAUUGCACAAAGGUCCUUGUAUUUGUAAAAAGGAAGAUUCAAAGGUAUGAACUUGUAUUAACCAAUAUAAUUAUAUAUUUAACUUUCGGCCUAAAACCUGUGGCCUAUGUAGAAAGACUUGGAAUAUGAAAUGCACUCUUUGCAAACUAUAUGAAACUGGUCAUAUUUCAGCCUGUAAAGUGGAAUUAGGGAUUUGGGGAAAGGAACUUUGUGAAACAAAUAAUAUAAAUUGCAUUAAUUGCAAUGUGUAAAAAGAGUUGAGAUACUGUAUUAUAAUUUUGCUGCAUGU
This is a messenger RNA of Leucoraja erinaceus (little skate), 1798 nucleotides long. Its product is annotated as SUN domain-containing protein 1-like. The record is from RefSeq and is a predicted model, not a curated record. Gene Ontology annotation, cellular component: nuclear envelope; meiotic nuclear membrane microtubule tethering complex. Lineage: Eukaryota; Metazoa; Chordata; Chondrichthyes; Rajiformes; Rajidae. Gene Ontology annotation, molecular function: protein-membrane adaptor activity. The transcript has a single exon. Gene Ontology annotation, biological process: nuclear envelope organization.